Messenger RNA from Ophidiomyces ophidiicola, 2670 nucleotides. RefSeq lists its product as uncharacterized. NCBI's taxonomy places the organism in Eukaryota, Fungi, Ascomycota, Eurotiomycetes, Onygenales, Onygenaceae. Bases 1 to 2670 code for a protein of 889 amino acids. The transcript has 7 exons. The record is from RefSeq and is a predicted model, not a curated record. Gene Ontology annotation, biological process: DNA-templated transcription; regulation of DNA-templated transcription. Gene Ontology annotation, molecular function: zinc ion binding; DNA-binding transcription factor activity, RNA polymerase II-specific; DNA binding.
AUGGAGCAGUUCAGCGGCGGAAAGCCAGAUGGCCCUGACUUUGAUAUGUCGCAGCUGGCAGGUCAGCCGCCGCAGAUGUUUGGCCAUUCGGAAGGCUCUCCAGCCCCGCCCACAAUGGGAUCCGUGUACUCAGAAGAGCAGAUGAUGGGGGGGUUGGAAGACAAUAACGAUGCGAAGCGGAGAAGGAUUGCUAGGGCCUGUGAUAUGUGUCGCAAGAAGAAGAUCAAGUGCGAUGGGAAGAUGCCAAAAUGUUCACAUUGCAUCAACUAUAAGACGGAAUGCAUCUUUACGCAGGUCGAAAAGAAAAGAAACCCCCCAAAAGGAGCUAAAUAUAUUGAAGGCUUGGAAAACCGUUUGGGCCGCAUGGAAUCUCUGCUGCGACUGUCCGGCUUGCUAUCAGAGGUGGACGGUGGAAAGACAGAUCUCGGUACAUUGGAACGGCGGCUUGCAGAUAGGUCUGUAAUUUCAGCAUCACAGCCGUCGAGAAUGCCUUCCAUACCUAGCUCUGCGCUUCCAAUGAUGCCUGGGCCAUCGUCCCACCAUUCCACCCCCCGCGCCGAGUCGAAUCUUAGCCCGCGGAGCCCUGCAGGCUCACCGGAUUCUCAGAAAGAGUCGGAGGCUGAGUUGGAUUCACUAUCGGAUAUGAUGUGCUCGCUGGUCACUACUAAUUGUGGGGAGACUAGAUACAUUGGGUCCUCUUCUGGAUUCUCGAUUUUCUCCCCGAAAGGUAUACAGUGGGUUAAUGAGAAGACCGGUGACUCUUCAUUUGAGGACAUGAUAUCGUCCGCCUACAUAGACGAUAAUAAAUGGAUAUAUUGGAAACCAGAAAUCUUUAGCGACAUAUUUGCUCGACGAGUAUUCAAGCCUCUGCCACCUCGAGACGAAGCCCUAUCUCUUUUUCGAGAUUAUUUUGAGAAUUUCAACUGUGUUUUCCCAUUAUUUCAUGAGCCAACAUUUAUGCACUUGGUGGAGAGGCAAUACUCACGGGACCCUUAUGAAGGCUCGGGAUGGUGGGCAAGCAUCAAUGUUGCCCUAGCCAUAGCGCACCGUUUACGAGUCAUGAGCAAUCUUGCCCCCCAAGAAGAAGAUAAGAAAGCCUGGCUAUAUCUGAAAAAUGCUAUGGGCGUUUUGACGGAGCUUACUAUGCGAAAUACUGACCUUUUGAGUGUGCAAGCACUCCUUGGGAUGGCUCUCUUUUUACAAGGAACGCCCAACCCUCAGCCUAGUUUCUUCCUCGUUGCUGCUGCCAUUCGCCUCUCCCACAGUAUUGGUCUACAUAAACGAGGCUCCGGAUUUGGCUUGAACCCAGUUGAGCUUGAACAACGGAAACGAGUGUUCUGGAUAGCAUAUAUGCUGGACAAAGAUAUCUGUCUACGUUCAGGGCGCCCACCAGUACAAGACGAUGACGAUAUGAAUGUCGAGCUUCCUAGUGAAGAUCCUCCCGACAACAUUGGAAAUGUGCCUCUUUCAGACGGUAAAAGCAAGGUCAACUUAUUCCGUUUAAUGUGUCUUUUCGGAACCAUCGAAAGCAAAGUUUACAAGCAGCUGUACUCCACGAAAGCCGCACGUCAGUCAGAUGGAGAACUUCUAAACACGAUCGGCGAGCUUGAUAGAGAGCUCGAAGACUGGAAGGACAGCAUCCCCCUAGACUUCCGCCCCGAGUAUGAAAUCAAAACUACCCAUCGACCUUUGAUCCUACCCAUAGUCGUCCUCCAUUUUGCUUACUAUAACUGCCUGACAACAAUCCAUCGGAUGUCGGUACACCAUGGAUACUGGACGAGCCGUCUUUCAAAUUAUGCAAUUCAGGGACUUAACGCCAGGCCGCUGAACCCAAGAGUCUUUUCUUCGGCCGUUUUGUGUGUUUCUGCUGCUAGGGCAUCGAUCAAUUUAAUAAAAUACAUUCCGCAAGGCGAUUUUGCUUGUGUUUGGUUGAUUCUUUACUUUCCCAUUUCUGCUCUUGUUACCCUUUUCGCAAAUAUUCUUCAAAACCCACUAGAUGCCCGGGCACGGUCAGAUGUGAAGCUGAUGAAUUUGGUUGUGAAUUUCCUGUCAAAGCUUGCGACGGACGAAUCUAAUGGCAGUGUGAAACGCAUGCUUAGUGUCUGCUCAGAGUUUGAAAGAAUUGCUAAAGUGGUCCUCGACCGUGCGGAGACAGAGUCACAGGCCAGAAGAAAGCGUAAGGCAACUGCAGACGAUAAUAGUAUUGUUGAAACACCAAACGAGUCCGGCACCGAUGUCCCUUUGUCUGCAGUCACAUCACCGCCAGUGAUGCCCCAGUCUACCCAAACAUCUCCGCGAUUUCCAUAUAUGGCAGCCCCUAAUAACUGUCCGCCGCCAACUGCAGCCAUGGCCGGUUUUCCGGCGUCACAACCGGAACAGCAACCGAUGUUUCAAGCUACUACAGCAGAGAACAUCCCAACAACUCUUCCAAAAGGCACUACAGGCUUGAACCAGGAUUUCUCGGGACUACUGGGCGGUCCAACGUUGAACCAAACAGCAACCCUAACCUCAGAACAAGCUUUCCCUGCAGAUCCACUGCCUAUCGAUAUCUCCGCUUUCCAGCAACCCUUCGUCCCGCAGGAUCUAUGGCAAAUGCCAAUGACGUUAGAAUGGGAUUGGGCAGAAAUGCCCAACAACAACUUUCAGUUUGGAGAUGAUGGAUCGACAUAA